GAGCAUGCUCUUGCCUCGUGUUUACUCUAAGCCUGAGAUACUGUUUAAUUUAUUUUGGCAAGCUCUUUGUCACUUCUCUCUCCUUGUUCUCCAUCGUAUAUCGUGUUAAUUGUCCAUACCACAGAGCUAUCCUGUAUAUCAAUUCUGAAGCUCGAUUUUGUGUUUUUCUUUUUUCAACGUCUCCAAGACCACCAAGCGAUAGACAAAGACACGAUUCGACAAAUCAUUAUGCUGUCAUGACAGAAUCUACUACUCGCCUCCAUAUCUCUCCUCUAACACCAGCCCUGCUGGACUCCGUUCUAGCUCCUUCGAUCCGUCCUUUGGCGACCGAUAUAUCCUUUCACAAUAUUGCUACAUUUCCCGAAAACGACUACGGUUUCGUCACGCUGCCUUCAAUGGAGGCGGACAAACUCAAGAAAAAGCUCAAUGGAUCUAUCCUAAAGGGCAGGAAAUUCAAAGUCGAAGCUGCGCGAGCGGACCCGAAGAAGACAAAGACUCCGGCAAAGGUCGAUUCUGACAAAAUCAGUGAAGGCGUUACAUCUCCCGAACCUACAAAGACGUCAUCAAAGCGAAAAUCGGAGGACAGCGUUCUUGAUGGAUAUGAGCUACCCGGCGACAGACGCGUUAAACGAGGAUGGACUGAGCCCGCAAGCGCCAAGAAGUUGAAGAAACAGAAAAAGGCCGACAAAGAAGCCUCAAAGACCAAGUUACAACCCAAGUCCAAGUACACGGAGAAAGCAGAAUGUCUAUUCAAGACGAAAAUGCCGCCUAAUAAGACGUCUGAAAUAGCUUCAAAGAAGUCAAAGUCAAAAAAGGCCAAGGCGCCAAACGAAGUGGUAGUCCAUGAAUUUGCGCAAACAUUCACACACCCGUCCUUCUUGAAAUCUACCAUCGGUAGAAAGCCAGUUACUGCGAAAUUCGAGGAGGGAAAAGGAUGGGUCGACGAGGAUGGUAAUGUGCAGGAGGAGAUGGCCAGCAAGAAGACUACAACGGCAGACUACCACCCUGGGAAGAAAGAUGGCGCGAAAGAACGGGCUACUGUGAAGGGCAAGUUCCGAACAAAGGUUGUUAGAGAAGAGGAAAAGAAACCUCUUGAUCCUGAGCAAACCUUGUCUGAAGAGGAGGAAGACUCGGACUGGACCUCGUCUAGCGGCUCUUCCGAGAGUGAGAGUAGCACAUCUGACAGUGACUCUGAUGACUCGUCAAGCAGUGGCGCAUCAUCACUCAGUGACCAAGAAGACAAAACCAUGGAGGCACAAGUGACGAUAAAAAGCAAAGUCACUAAAAUCGAUGAACGAAACGUAGAGGGAAACGAAUCAACUAGUGAGAGCGAUGGUGUCCAGGAAGCCAGCUCUCAAGUCGACGAGGAGAACAAGCCGUCAGCAUCUUCUCAGGAUGCUGAGACAACGGAAACUAAAGAGCUACACCCCUUAGAAGCCCUCUUCAAGCGUACACAAACAGAGAAGAGCAUACCGGAAUCCGAGAAGCCGACAUUUUCUUUUUUCGCUGGCAACGAUGAUGACAUCGAAGAUGAAGAGGAAGAACCUACGCCAUUAUUACUUGAACCGUUGACCCCAUUCUCCAAGCAAGACCGUCAAAUCAGAGGACUGAGAAGUGGUGCACCCACACCGGAUACUGCAGCAUUCAAUCGACGCAAGUUUCUGUUAUCUACGGAAGCUCAAGAAACUCCUUCCAAACCACGGGGCGAAGCCUCUUCCCAACGACAUCCAGAAGAAAGUGACUUUGUGAAAUGGUUCUGGGAGAAUCGCGGAGACAAUAAUAGAGCUUGGAAACGGAGAAGGCGUGAAGCCGCGAAGGAAAAGAGACAACGCGAGAAUCGGCGCAAAGGGCUGAAGGGGAGAGGAUAG
Talaromyces stipitatus ATCC 10500 is the source of this 1868-nucleotide messenger RNA. RefSeq lists its product as uncharacterized. Lineage: Eukaryota; Fungi; Ascomycota; Eurotiomycetes; Eurotiales; Trichocomaceae. The transcript has 2 exons. The record is from RefSeq and is a predicted model, not a curated record. Bases 237 to 1868 code for a protein of 543 amino acids.